AGAAAAACGGGGGGUAUGCUGCGCUCUAACUGAGGGUGCGCUUAAUUAGUUCAGGUACCAGUUCUGCGAGAAAAGAGAAAAGGUGGUGUCCAUCAUCAAACGACGCUAACAUACGCCCAAAGGUACGCGAUUGUCUCUCACACGAUUUUGUUUCUCAGCUAUCUCGAUUACUUCCUGGGAUUUUUCAUUUUCUUUUCUGAUUUCACCGGAAAAGAUGGGUACUGCUGAACCUGAUCUAGAAGAACUAUUUGAACAGAAGAAAAGGGUAAAAAAUCCCUUCGUCCCCUUAGGUGCCUUUAUAACUGCUGGGGUUCUGACUGCUGGUUUAAUUAGUUUUAAAAAAGGGAAUUCUGAGAUGGGUCAGAAGCUAAUGAGAGCUCGUGUUGUUAUUCAAGGUGCUACAGUUGCUCUUAUGGUUGGGUCUGCUUACUAUUACGGGGAGAGUAUUUACAAAUUCCCCAGAAGGGAUUAAAACCGCGAAACAAGGCUUCUCAAUGACCUUCCUUUUGCUUGUUUCAUUAUAGGUGAUACUUAUAAACUCUUUCAGUAGGAUUACUUGGUUAUUGUAUCACUUCAUCGUCUUCAUACUAUCCACAUUCUUACCUCGUUGUUCUCAGAGGAAAAUGUACUCAGAGAAGGAUGCAAAGAUCUGAGGAAUGUAUAAGAAUGAGUAACUAACUCCGUUUUUUUGAUCAGUGAGUAACUAACCUGUACUCUUUUUCUGCUUAUUAAUAAAGGAAGUUGAUGAUAUUCUUUGCUUUGUCA
Papaver somniferum (opium poppy) is the source of this 765-nucleotide messenger RNA. Its product is annotated as RING-H2 finger protein ATL48-like. The record is from RefSeq and is a predicted model, not a curated record. Bases 215 to 472 code for a protein of 85 amino acids. Lineage: Eukaryota; Viridiplantae; Streptophyta; Magnoliopsida; Ranunculales; Papaveraceae. The transcript is spliced from 2 exons.